This is a messenger RNA of Engraulis encrasicolus (European anchovy), 2141 nucleotides long. It is a transcript of the gene ak5, whose product is annotated as adenylate kinase 5. The transcript has 14 exons. Gene Ontology annotation, biological process: nucleobase-containing compound metabolic process. Gene Ontology annotation, cellular component: cytoplasm. Gene Ontology annotation, molecular function: ATP binding; nucleoside diphosphate kinase activity. The coding region runs from base 265 to 1974 and encodes 569 amino acids. The record is from RefSeq and is a predicted model, not a curated record. NCBI's taxonomy places the organism in Eukaryota, Metazoa, Chordata, Actinopteri, Clupeiformes, Engraulidae.
GUGGCCAUUUCUACAAUCGUUGGAUUUUUAACCUAGAUCGAUUUGAGGGCCUGGUUGAAACGCAAUAUGUCACAUGGACAUCACCCGGUUUAGCGCUGAGAAAAGAGGUACUUCUUUCUGGAAUCCAACAGUCAAAGGGAAUUUGAAUUGAAGCUCCGACUGCGCGGAGUUGCCACAGCGCACAGAUAAACCAAAACGCAAAGUAGCCUAUUUCACCGUCACGAAGUGACAUUUUUAAGAAUCCCGUUACCUGUCAAGACGGAUAUGAAUACCAACGAUGCAAAGGAGUAUCUCUCAAGAAGGGAGAUACCCCAACUGUUUGAGAGCCUGCUGACAGGUUUGAUGUACUACCGUCCAGAAGACCCUAUCGAUUACCUGGAGACCUGCUUGAAGAAGGUGCGAGAGCUGGGAGGCACAGACAAAGUCAGAUGGGACACCUUUGUGGGUCAAGAGAAGAAAUCUUUGCCUCCCCUGAAUGGAGGCCAGUCGCGGAGGUCUUUCUUUCGAAACGUUAUGCCCGACAGCCCCAACUUCCCCUAUAGACGAUAUGAGCGGCUCCCGCCUAUCCAUCAGUUCUCCAUCGAAAGCGACUCAGACCUUUCGGAAACGGCAGAGCUCAUUGAGGAGUACGAGGUGUUUGACCCUUCUAAGCCUCGUCCCAAAGUUAUCCUUGUCAUCGGUGGCCCUGGCAGCGGCAAAGGCACGCAGAGCUUGAAGAUCGCGGAGCGCUACGGCUUCGAGUACGUGUCCGUGGGGGAGCUGUUGAGGAAGAAGAUGAUACACAACGCCACGUGUAACAGGAAGUGGAGUCUGAUCGCCAAGAUAAUCACCAACGGGGAGCUGGCCCCACAGGAAACAACCAUAACUGAAAUCAAACAGAAAAUCAUGAAGAUACCUGAUGUCACUGGAAUUGUCAUUGAUGGCUUCCCCCGUGAUGUUGGACAGGCUCUAUCAUUUGAGGAUCAGAUCUGCACCCCGGACCUGGUCGUUUUCCUGGCCUGUACAAAUACCGGCCUGGUGGACCGGCUGAAGAAGAGGGCUGAGCAGCAGGGUCGCCCUGACGACAACCCCAAGGCCACCGAGCGCCGCCUCACCAACUUCAAGCAGAACGCCGUCCCACUGGUCAAGUACUUCCAGGAGAAAGGACUAAUAGUCACUCUCGAUGCGGACAGGGACGAAGAAGACGUCUUCUUUGACAUCAGUCUGACCGUGGACAACAAACUCUUCCCCUCGAAAGAGCCAGUGGCUGGCCCCAGUGAACUUGACCUCAGCGUCCUGUCAGAAACGACAAGUUUAACUGAGGCAGAUGAUCCGUGCAAAUUUGAUGAGCAGGCAGAUGAGGAGGAGGCCGCAUGUGCAGGGAGUUCAACAGCCACAGUUGGUCUUCCUGUGGAAUUGAAGAAACCAAAGGUCAUCUUCGUGAUCGGUGGCCCUGGCUCGGGGAAGGCUCUGCAUUGUGAGCGUCUGGAGGAGCGCUAUGGCCUGAGGCGGCUGACCCCGGGGGAGAUCCUGUGCAACGAGCUGCAGUCUCACAGCGAGAGGAGCCGCUACCUACGGGACCUGCUGGAGGGAGGAGAGACACUGCCCGAGGACACACUGUUGGACUUACUGUGUGAGUCCAUGGCUGCACCAACGCGUCACGGAAAGAACUUUCUAAUCAGCGGUUUUCCACGGGAUCUGCGUCAGGCAGAGGAGUAUGAAGCCAAGAUGGGCCAGCCCAGUGUGGUGCUCCUGCUGGAGUGUUCGGCCGACACACUGACCGGUCGGCUGCAGCAGCGUGCCAGGACAGCGCUGCGCUCGCGGGUCGGCCGAGAUGCGGGCCAGGACGUCCAGAAGAGGGUGGAGAGCUUCUGCAGCUGCAGCCGGCCGGUGGUGUCUCACUACAAACAUAAAGAACUGCUGCACAAGAUUGAUGCGGAGAGGCCCCCUGACGAGGUGUUUGAGCAGAUCUGCAGGGUACUGGACAGCUGCUAGAGGAGGCCAGGCAGGCGGAGGGAGGGAGGCACUCUGCUCCUGGAGGGAGGACCACAGUUGCACUGGUGCCCCCAAGUGGAGCAGAUGCUCAAGUUCUUCAUCGGAGGAGCUCACACGCCAUGUAACAUCAAGGCACACACACAACUCCAGCAACAUCUUUUGAGAGA